CGGUUCGACAGCGACUCUGCCAGUCGGAGGAUGGAGCCGCGGGCGCCGUGGAUUGAGCAGGAGGGGCUGGAGUAUUGGGACCGGGAGACGCGGAUCAUCAAGGACCACGCACAGACUUUCCGAGAGAGCUUGAACAUCCUGCGGGGCUACUACAACCAGAGCGAGGCCGGCUCUCACACCAUCCAGUGGAUGCACGGCUGUGACGUGGGGCCGGACGGCCGCCUCCUCCGCGGGANGUACAGUCAGUUAGCCUAUGACGGCGCGGAUUACAUCGCCCUGAACGAGGACCUGCGCUCCUGGACCGCGGCGGACACGGCGGCGCAGAUCACCCGGCGCAAGUGGGAGGCGGCCGGUGAGGCAGAGCGUUACAGGAACUACGUGGAGGGAGAGUGCGUGGAGUGGCUCCGCAGGUACCUGGAGAACGGGAAGGUGACGCUGCAGCGCGCAGGUACCAGGGGCCGCGGGCCUCCCCGAUCUCCCCUCCGCUGGGGCUGGCUUCCCACCAGGAAGGGAAAAUGGACUCGGUGUCACAACACCGCCCCUCCCACGGGUGGGGACUGUGAACCGCCUGGGUGUUCCUGUUCCUAAGAGAGAGGGACUCACCCAGAGGCCGCUUUUCUCUAAAGGGCAGUUGAGGAAUCCAGCCUCUCCCGGGAGGCAGGUGGAGACUGUCCCUAGAACAACCCAUCAGCGGUUCCCUUUGACCCUGGCAGCCACCUUGGGAACCAUGACUGUCCCUCUCAAGGCCUUGUUCUCCAAUGAGAACAUAACUGGAGUUCUGACUCCGGGUUUUCUGACUCCUUCACCUUCCACCCCAGUCAGGACCCUUAGAGCGCUCUCCCUCUUAGACCUGCAGCCUCCUACCCUGGGGUCGCUCCCUGAUUCUAGAAUUUUCCAGCAUUAGGAGAUCCCAAAGGCUAGGGUGGUGACUGAGUUUUGUGCUUCUUCCAUCCUAGCCAAGGGCCCUGUCCACGUCAGGAUGGUCACAU
Ailuropoda melanoleuca (giant panda) is the source of this 989-nucleotide messenger RNA. Its product is annotated as class I histocompatibility antigen, Gogo-B*0103 alpha chain-like. Lineage: Eukaryota; Metazoa; Chordata; Mammalia; Carnivora; Ursidae. Gene Ontology annotation, biological process: antigen processing and presentation of endogenous peptide antigen via MHC class Ib; positive regulation of T cell mediated cytotoxicity; antigen processing and presentation of endogenous peptide antigen via MHC class I via ER pathway, TAP-independent. The record is from RefSeq and is a predicted model, not a curated record. Gene Ontology annotation, cellular component: external side of plasma membrane. Gene Ontology annotation, molecular function: signaling receptor binding; peptide antigen binding.